CUUCGUGUUGUGAUGUCCUCUCGUUUUGUUUUUUAUUUCGACUAGAAGAACGUCGUCCUAGGAUUUUGAUUUUCGAACUUGGACGAAGUUGUUUCGCGAGUAUCUCCUGUUUUUUGAUUCUGAAGAUAGAAGUACCUGCGACACGACAGUUUUCUUCGGGACGAAAAGGUAUCGUACACAAAAGGUCCUCUGCUUCCCGAAACUGAACCUACAAAAACAUGUUCGAGACGGUAAAAACGGCCGUCAAGGUGUUCCUUGAUAACCCGAAGCUGGUGCUCGAAAGGAUCUACACUACUGGUGCGGGCAUCUCGGUGCUUUCCGCGGAUGGAAAAACGAAAACAUACGCCAGCUACGCGGCAAUGCUGACGGCUAUCGCGUGCGCGACCCUGGCGAUCCCGGUGCUCUGGUAUGUUGGGAGGAAAAAGGUCCUGGAGCUGUUUUACCACGAUCAGGAGGUGUAUCAGUGUGCAAAACUUCCGUCCUUCCGUCUCAUUUGUCACAUGCAAAGCACUAAAAAUUGUUCCUGCCAUCUGACAGGGAUUGCAUGACAAAUUCCGCAACUUGUUGUACUAGGCCAAACAGUAGUACUAGUAAAGCACUCGGUCGUGCAGUAGAAACAAAAAAAGUUUUCAUGCACGCCAGACUCCAUGUUCGCUGGUGGUGGUGUUUCAUCUACCAUGGCUGUUCAUGCGUUUGUUCCAAAUGAGGGGGCGGGGGGGCUGUUGUGCACGCUCAUAAUGUGCUGGAAGAAAUCGCGGCUGCCGUAGAUGAAGAUGGUACUUCUACUUGCUUUUGCUCUAUGCUUGUUUGGAGUGGAUCUGAUUUGUCAUGUGUGGUGCAUAUUAUAUAAUUCUGGUUGCGUUUAUUCUCUUUCUUCUUUCUAACUCUGAUGCAACUAGUAGCAGCAGAACAAUGGAAUAAAAAAAAAGAUGACGAACCAGCAGCCGCGUCAGCUCCAAAAUCGAUGAAGAAGGCCGCAGUUUUAUGCAAUGCGGAAAAUCAUUCACCAGUCAAGUCUUGUUUCGUUUGUCAUGCUACAACAGACUUCAACCCAGUACAUCGAAAAGACGCAUUUAUUUUCGUGUGACCACUGGGAAGCAUGACAAAUUCAGAUUAAAUACUGGUGGGGAUUUUAUACCCUUGUUGCAUACUCAUCAAUGAAAAAAGCCGUGUCAAUGAAGAGGGCAAAGGUAGAAAGUAUUUUUAGUACUUUUUUUGCAAUACUUUUACGUAAGACCACGAAAAACAUUCCCCAUGCUUCCUGGAGAUCUAGAGAAGCGCGUAUGCUUCUACACUCUUUUUUUCAAAAUAAACAGACACCUGCAGCGCCAGCACGUGGGAAAUCGGCAGGGUUAUGGAACGCAACCUGACGAGAGGGGGUUUCUUGUCAUGCAGUGAAGGGUACCACUGCCAUUUCUCGUUUUAGCAUGGUUCUCCGCGCGUACACAUAUAAUUUUCUGCGACAUAAAUAAAACUGGUUGGAGAAUGAAUGUUGAGGACAGUAUUUCUGUGCAUGACAAGCCCUCUCUUCGUUUCUUGCGGUGGAUAUGCGAAAAUGAAAGCCGGCAAAUCCCCCGCGGGAAAAAUGAAAAUGAUGAAAAAAAAGUGAUUUUCGACAGGGAUCGUGUAAAUUCUACACUAUUUCUUGUCAUGCAAGACCCCUGUAAGCCAGACUUCUGUCAUGCACCAGGGCAACGCAAGCUGUGAAUAUGAAUUUUUAAUCUCGCCGCCACUGUAAUACGUCGCUUCAUUUUGUUGCACUACGUAAUGAAGUACGAAAUUUCAUCAACGCCGUCUUGUUUUAACCUGUAGUAAUUUCGGUUUCUCCGUUUCGUAUAUUCUACCCUUCAAAGUUUCGCGGUUGGGUUCGAUACUUACAAUUGUGUUUCUUGCUUGUUGGCGCUCUUGCGUGGUUUCUAUGUUGUAUACGUCGGUGUAGUUACAUUGAAUUGUUUUAUUAGAAAUAACUCUUGCCGCGUAGUUGCAGUUCCUGUGCCCCAAAGAUGUUGCUGUGGCAACACAUGCCUACUUGAACAGUUCAUCAGCCACAAGCAUUAAUUCGUUCGCCGAAAGAUGUAUAGACGCACAUCACCAUGCGACUGUGCCGGCUCUUGUCCCAUAGCAGGGGUCGAGAAGUGCGUAGGACUUUAUUUUUGCCUGCAGUUUAGUAUUACUCUCGAGGAGUGGCCAGGAAGAUCUUCGUGUGAGUCGCCUGAGGUGAAAAUCAAAAUUCGGUUUCGGAAUAGUAAAAUUGCGUCGCUCAUGCUUCGAGAUAAAACGCACGACUGCGCCAUUUUCUGUGCUCAUCAGGUGGACACGAGAGGCACGAGUGAGAAAC
Molecule: messenger RNA, 2338 nt
Organism: Amoebophrya sp. A120
Lineage: Eukaryota; Dinophyceae; Syndiniales; Amoebophryaceae
Source: the annotation of a GenBank genome assembly